This is a messenger RNA of Melampsora larici-populina 98AG31, 699 nucleotides long. RefSeq lists its product as uncharacterized. Lineage: Eukaryota; Fungi; Basidiomycota; Pucciniomycetes; Pucciniales; Melampsoraceae. The transcript has 4 exons. Bases 1 to 699 code for a protein of 232 amino acids. The record is from RefSeq and is a predicted model, not a curated record.
AUGCUUGAAAAUCCUCCUACAGCCACCGGGGUCUUUGUCGUAGGACGUGAGAUGCCUGCUGCAGAGGUGCAAUGGGAACUCCAACAGGUGCUUCCUGCCGGGACUACUCCCUUCCAAGCUCACUGCAUGUUGAGUGGAGUAGAUUCAAACACACCACAUGUGAUGCCAGUGGUUUUGAUAUAUAGAACAGAAAGUGGCCCAGCGGUACAACCAAAUCACCUGUACCACGCACACGGACGUCUCUCACAUGAUGCUGGCAUCAGGAAGAUGAUAUUAGAAGUUAGCUCAAUUAAUGGCAUGACUUGCUUAGGGCCGAGCCCUGUGUCCUACGGUCAAUUCAUUCCGCACCUAGUCGACUCAGUUAGCUUGUCAGCUCAUGGCAAGCCCAUCUAUGCAGAAGUUGAGGUUGCAUUAGACUUUGGGCCCGAAGUUGUCGUGUUGAUGGUUGAACACAAUUCAUGGUUCCAAUCAGUUGAGCCGCCUUAUGACUCUUUGAUUGUUUCUGAACUAACAAAUUUAAACAAACAUAUUGAUAGCUUAAUCUAUUAUCGAGGUGAACCAGGCCUCGCUAUGUUGAAUGUGGAUGAUUUUAAUGAGCGGAGAGUUAAUACUUUCAUCUCAGGAUACAUUCAAAACUGGGAUGCUGACACCGAAGAGCUCACAAUACAGGUCACAGAUGAGGCAGCUGGCGUUAUGUAG